AAGUAACCAAUGGAAGCCCUGGAUCCCCGACCCAUGGCUAAUGGAAACUGGGGUGGGCGGGCCAUCGCGCGGCCAAGCCCUAGUCCAGAAGCUGACCGCCAGAUGCCUCCUAGGGAGCUCGGACCCCGAAGCAGGCAGACCAUGUGGAUCCUGGGGUGCUGGCUGGCCUUAGUGGCAGGGCUGGUGAGUGGAACACGGUGUCCAGAUGGCCAGUUCUGCCCCGUUGCCUGCUGCCUGGACCUGGGAGGAGUCAGCUACAGCUGCUGUAACCCUCUUCUGGACGCAUGGCCUAUGAUAACAAGCCAUCCUCUAGGUGACCCCUGUCAGAUCCAUGACCACUGUCCUGCUGGCUACUCUUGUCUCCUCACUGUGUUGGGGACUUCCAGCUGCUGUCCCUUCCCUAAGGGUGUAUCUUGUGGUAAUGGCUACCAUUGCUGCCCCCUGGGCUUCCACUGUAGUGAGGAUGGAACAUCCUGCAUCCGAGUAUCAGAUAACCUCGUGGGUGCCAUCCAGUGCCCUGGUAGCCAGUUCGAAUGCCCCGACUCCUCUACCUGUUGCAUUAUGAUUGACGGUUCCUGGGGAUGCUGCCCCAUGCCCCAGGCCUCUUGCUGUGAAGACAGAGUACAUUGCUGUCCCCAUGGAGCCUCCUGUGACAUGGUUCAUACACGAUGCGUUACAUCUAUGGGCACCUACCCCCUACUAAGGAAGUUCCCUGCGCAAAGGACCAGCAGAGCAGUGGCUUUGCAUUCCUCUGUGGUGUGCCCCGAUGCGCAGACCCAGUGCCCUGAUGAUUCCACCUGCUGUGAGCUGCCCACCGGGAAGUAUGGCUGCUGUCCAAUGCCCAACGCCAUCUGCUGCUCCGACCAUCUGCACUGCUGUCCCCAGGACACUGUGUGUGACCUGAUCCAGAGUAAGUGCCUAUCCAAGGACUACACCACGGACCUUCUGACCAAGCUGCCUGGAUACCCAGUGAAGGAUGUGAAGUGUGACACGGAGGUGAGCUGCCCAGAUGGGUACACUUGCUGCCGCCUCGCCAGCGGGGCCUGGGGCUGCUGUCCCUUUACCAAGGCUGUGUGCUGUGAGGACCAUAUACACUGCUGCCCAACAGGGUUCCAGUGCCACACAGAGACAGGAACCUGUGAAAUGGGAGCCCUCCGGGUACCCUGGAUGAAGAAGGUCAUGGCCCCCCUCGGCCUGCCAAACCCACAAAUCUUCAAGCGUGACGUCCACUGUGAUGAUUUCACUAGCUGUCCUGCUAACAACACCUGCUGCAGUCUCGGUUCUGGGAGCUGGGCCUGUUGUCCCGUCCCGCAGGCUGUCUGCUGUCCAGACCACAAGACUUGCUGCCCCCAGGGUUUCUCAUGCACGGCUAAAGGGUACUGUCAGAAGGGAGACAGAGCGGAGGCUAGCUUGGAGAAGACGCCUGUCCGCCAGAUAACCCUCUCCCAAACUGGAGAUAUCGGUUGUGACCAGAACACCAGCUGUCCGGUGGGGCAGACCUGCUGCCCCAGUCAGAAGGGAGGCUGGGCCUGCUGCCAGUUACCCCAUGCCGUGUGUUGUGAAGACGGGCAGCAUUGCUGCCCGAAUGGAUACACCUGCAAUGUGAAGGCCAGGACCUGUGAGAAGGAUGUGCGUUCCAUCCAGGCUUCUGCCCCCCUGACCUUUGGCCCUAAGGUUGGAGAUGUGGAGUGCGGAGGGGGGCAUUUCUGCCAUGAUAACCAGACCUGUUGUAGAGAUAGCCGAGGAGGCUGGGCGUGCUGCCCCUAUGUAAAGGGCAGCUGCUGUGCAGAUGGACGUCACUGUUGCCCCACUGGCUUCCACUGCUCAGCCAAGGGAACCAAAUGUUCGCGAAAGAAGACCCCUCGCUGGGACAUGUUUUUGAGGGAUCCAGCUCCAAGACAGCUGCUGUAAGGAGGGGCUAAAGACUAAAGAACUCCACAGCCCUGGGGACCCUGUCCAGACGGUCUCCACCACUCAGGCCUCCCUAGGCCUUCUCCUAGAGUCUCCCAGACCUAUCUACCCAUUCUGAGUCACCCCAUCACCAUGGGAGGUGGCCUCAAACUAAGACCUUUUAUGCAAAGAAGGCUGUGGACCCCAUUUCCAACUGCCAUUUCUUCCGAUCUCUGUGGACAUUGUGGCCAGGUGCUCUUCCCGAUCCACAGGUAUUGUGUGAGGUUGCUUGUAUGUGUGUGUGUG
This is a messenger RNA of Microtus ochrogaster (prairie vole), 2196 nucleotides long. RefSeq names its product granulin precursor (gene Grn). Gene Ontology annotation, cellular component: extracellular region. The record is from RefSeq and is a predicted model, not a curated record. NCBI's taxonomy places the organism in Eukaryota, Metazoa, Chordata, Mammalia, Rodentia, Cricetidae. Gene Ontology annotation, biological process: regulation of inflammatory response.